Messenger RNA from Mercenaria mercenaria, 1118 nucleotides. Its product is annotated as DNA-directed RNA polymerase II subunit RPB7. The transcript has a single exon. Gene Ontology annotation, cellular component: RNA polymerase II, core complex; P-body. The record is from RefSeq and is a predicted model, not a curated record. Gene Ontology annotation, biological process: positive regulation of translational initiation; positive regulation of nuclear-transcribed mRNA poly(A) tail shortening; DNA-templated transcription. Gene Ontology annotation, molecular function: single-stranded DNA binding; single-stranded RNA binding; translation initiation factor binding. Bases 101 to 619 code for a protein of 172 amino acids. Lineage: Eukaryota; Metazoa; Mollusca; Bivalvia; Venerida; Veneridae.
AAUCGAUGAUUUCAAGGGAGGUAACUAUCACGCGCUCUCAUUUCCCAAAGCAGCUUUUUUGAAGUUUUGUUGAUAUAUAAUAAGACCUUACAUCACAAGUAUGUUCUACCACGUGUCGUUAGAACAUGAGAUUCUUCUUCACCCAAGGUACUUUGGGCCAAAUCUUUUAAACAUAGUACGACAGAAACUAUUUUCUGAAGUUGAAGGAACUUGCACUGGGAAAUAUGGAUUUGUAAUUGCAGUUACUACAAUUGACAAUAUUGGUGCUGGAAUGAUCCAGCCGAGUCGUGGUUUUGUGGUUUAUCCAGUGAAAUACAAAGCAAUUGUCUUUCGUCCAUUCAAAGGAGAGGUACUUGAUGCAGUCGUAACACAAGUUAACAAAGUGGGAUUGUUCACAGAAAUCGGACCGUUGUCAUGCUUCAUAUCACGUCAUUCCAUACCGGCAGACAUGGAGUUUGACCCAAAUUCUAACCCACCAUGUUACAAAACAAAAGAUGAAGAUGUUGUUAUUCAGCAGGAUGAUGAAAUUCGAAUUAAAAUUGUUGGUACAAGAGUAGACGCUAAAGAUAUAUUCGCUAUUGGUACAUUGAUGGAUGACUACCUUGGACUUGUUAGCUGAGCAGAUCGUUCAGGAAUAUGUCUGGUUUAGUUUUAGAUGUGCAGCAGUUACCAUUUCAACAAGUACAACAUAUGGACAGUCGCUGAAGUUGUGUUACAAAACUAAACAUUUUGAUCUGAACUCGGAUCGUAUGCAAAAAUGAUGCAAAGUGAACUGAAAUAUUCAUGGAAGAGAUUUAAAAGCUCAAUAUAUGUGUGUAAAAUUUAUAUAGUGUCUUUUUGUAGAACAUAUACAUAUAGUGACCCUAGGCCAACAGACCAAAUAACAUUUGAGAAUUUUCUGGAUCAUUUUUGUAUGUAAGAUGAUAUACAUUACAUGCAGCGCAUUUAGCAUGAUUAGCUAAUUAAAAGAUAGGAAAAACUUCCUAGAGAAUACUUUGUGUAUUGUAACACUAACAGUCGUACAUAAAAGUUAUAUUUUUAGGGGUUUUUUUUUUCUAGCAGUUUUACCAUAAUGUGAAAGUAAAUUGGGAACAAUAUUAAACUGUUACAAAGAUGUU